Molecule: messenger RNA, 2515 nt
Organism: Styela clava
Lineage: Eukaryota; Metazoa; Chordata; Ascidiacea; Stolidobranchia; Styelidae
Biological process (GO): protein import into nucleus; RNA export from nucleus
Cellular component (GO): nuclear pore central transport channel; nuclear pore
Molecular function (GO): structural constituent of nuclear pore; phospholipid binding
Source: RefSeq, a predicted model, not a curated record
CAAACAAGCACUUCCUCGCAAACAAGUAAAUUGCUUCUGAGAUAUCGGUAUACAAUUCUGAAUAUUCAGGAACCGAAGAAAUGGCUUUCAACUUUGGUGGAGCUAGUCAGAAUAAGGGAUUAUUUGGACAAACGAGUACUCCAGCUACAACAGCAGCCAGUGGUGGUCUCUUUGGCUCUGGAGGAGCCAGUACAGGAUUUUCUUUCGGACAAAAUGCAGGAACUACAAAUCAGCCCACAGGAGGUGGUUUUGCAUUUGCAGGAGUUCCAAAAACAGGAUUUGGAUCCACACCAGCUGCGACAACUGCUCCCUCUGGUUUUUCAUUUGGUGGAGUCAGUACUAACACUCCAGCUCCAGCGUUUGGGUCUAGUGCUGCUAAUGGUGGCUUUGGUGCAGGCGCAAGUACUGCAGCACAACCAAAACCAGCAUCUGGAUUAUUUGGAACUGCAGCUGCUCCACAACCACAAAGCACUGGUUUUUCAUUUGGUGGUGCAAGUGCUCUUGGUGCAGCAAGUACUGGUAGUGGGUUUUCUUUCAGUCAACCAGCUACAUCUACUAUUGCACAGUCACAAUCAACUCCUACAUUUGGGGGUCUAAGUGGAACGGGUACAUUGACUGGCGGAAGCAAACCAUUUUCAUUAUCAGGAAAUGCAGGGGCAAGUACUGGACUAGGAGGUGCUUUUUCAUUUAAUAAGCCUGCUGCAACUGCAGCACCGGCAACAACAGCUGGCAGUGUUGCUGGAAUAACACUAGGAGCUGGGUUUGCUGGUCUAGGUGCACCUACCCAAAAAACAGUUGCUCAGACUACUCAGCCACCUGCUGGAGGAUUUAAUUUUGGUCAAGCUACAGCUGCGACAUCUGCUCCAGUGGCACAGACAAAUGUCUCAGGAUUUUCAUUACCCACUCCCAAAACAACAUCAGCGGCACCCGCAUCAACUACGAGUAGCGGGCUUGGCUUCGGUCUGGGAGCUAAACUAGGAUCUGCGACUUCGACUGCAACCACUACUCCAGCUCCAGCUGCUGGUGGGUUUUCUUUUGGCAAAACAUCAUCUACCCCUGCAGGGUUGAGUACGUUGGGACAAACUUCAACUGCAGCACCGACUCCUACCGUAUCUACAUCUUCAGCGUUUAAGCUCGGCGGAGGUAGUUCUUUGUUCAACGCGUCUUCAACUGCCCAGACUACUUCAGCAGCAACAGCGUCUUCAAUUGCUAGUACAACUGGCACUAGUAAAUUCAGUUUGGGUGGAACCUCCACUGCCGCAACAUCCACUACAGCUUCAUCCACAUCAUCAACGGUCACAGCACCUACAAUGAAAUAUUCUGAUCUUGAGAAGAAAGUAAAUACAUGGAUCACAGAACUUGAACAACAAGAAAAAUUGUUUUUGACGCAGGCGACGCAUGUUAAUGCAUGGAAUAGACUCCUGAUCGAGAAUUCUGAUAAGAUCACAAAUUUAAAUACUGAAUUUGAUGAUGUUGAGUCGAGUCAAAAACGUCUCAAUGCUGAGUUAGAUUAUAUUAAGACUCAGCAACUGGAGCUUGAGGAGUUACUCAAACCACUCGAAGAAAAUACGAAACAGAGAAUGUCCGCUCUCUCAUCAUCUGUCCACACUCAUCAUGCUGAUUUAGAGAGAGAACGAACGUACAAUCUUGCUGAAAAUAUCGACAGUCAACUGAAGAACAUGGCACAAGAUUUAAAAGAAGUUGUUGAACAUAUCAAUUCUACAAGUACACCUGCUAAUGCUAAUAAUCCGAUAUUACAGAUUGGAAAGAUUCUUUCUGCUCACAUGGACUCAUUACAAUGGUUGGAUUCGAAUUCCGCUUCUCUAAAUCACAAAGUUGAUGACAUAGGUAAACAAGUUGACAUGAUGAAAAAGGAACAUGAAAGCAAAUUCCGUCUUGCUUUCAAUUGAAUUGUAAAUAGCUGAAUAAACUUGAACGACCUAAGAAAGUGGCAAAGCAGAUCUUAAAUAAGCCUGCUCACCUCACAUCUAUCACUACCGGUUCUAAACCCAGAAGAUGUGUUGACCCUUCCAGCAAAAUGGAUAUGCUUUUCACUUUUUUACUGCCUGUUAAUCCUAAUGCCUAAAAAUAAGGCAGACUAUGGAGUAUAUACGUAUUGGUAUUAAAUGGACAUUUUUUGUUGAUUCUCCACCUCUCGCUUUUUAUGGUUUUUUAAACCCGGGAGGUCGAGCACCCUAAAUACACGAUAAUGAGUGAGCAGAGAUGCGAGCUAUCCAAUAUCCUAACGCAAAAACAUGAAUUAUAUAUAUAAAUAUAAGCAUAAUUCGACCAUUUUAUUUUUUUUUUCCACCAUCCAUUUAUGAUGGGAGUCCCAUCUAUAUCUGGCCAAGUGCUUUUGGACUGACAGGGCACUUGAUCAAUUACUCUAAUUAGCCACAGAAAAACUAUGUAAGUUCUAUUCACUCGUGGAGUCAUACCAGCAAUUCACAUACAUUUCAAAUAAAUCUUUUUUGUACAUUAUUUCCUCUACAAUAGAGUAAAAAUUGCGAGAUAA